Molecule: messenger RNA, 1134 nt
Organism: Bombyx mandarina (wild silkworm)
Lineage: Eukaryota; Metazoa; Arthropoda; Insecta; Lepidoptera; Bombycidae
Product: mitochondrial import receptor subunit TOM40 homolog 1
Biological process (GO): protein import into mitochondrial matrix
Cellular component (GO): mitochondrial outer membrane
Molecular function (GO): transmembrane protein transporter activity
Source: RefSeq, a predicted model, not a curated record
AUGGAUAAAGAACAAAACAAAUUUUCUUUACUAUCCAAAGUGUUAAAAUUGGGUAUUUUUGAACAUAUUUAUGCAAAAAGUAAUCCUUGUUCCGAAGCGAAUUCACCAAGAAAAGUAUCACAAAGUCCACCGAUUGAUAAAUGUGCCGGAGGAGACGCACCGCCUCAAAAGAAAUGCACUUGCAGUGUAUCUGAGGAUGCAAAAAGUACCGCAGGAAAUCGAGGUAAAACAGGAGCGGGAGUAACUGGAUCUAGGACAGGACACGCUAGCGAGAAAGAUUCUGAUAACCUACCUAGUGGAGCGGUUAGUCCUGGUCUACUUCGGCACAUUCAUAAUGCAGCCAGAUACAGACUACCGCAGUGUUUCGAAGGAGCAUGCGUUUCCGUUAAACAAAACUCGAACACCAAUUGGGUGUUGGGUCACUCACUAUCGUUCAGCUCGGUUUCGCCUGGUGGCUAUAAAGUGCUAUUGUCAUACAUCGACAAAAGCAAACCUUCAGCCCUUCCGUAUUUUGUGAUGGAAGCAGCUCCUGGAGGUCAGAUGAGCUGUGAAGUGCGUGUGGGGCCCACACAGGGCACACGUGCUACAGUUGUGGCUCAAAUAGCGAAUGCAGAGUUGUACAGUUUCGAAAGCAUCUUAGAUGGCUACUUCAAUAAUUUUACGACAUCAAUCAUUGCUGUUAAUCGGGACUUUAUUGCUCUUCAUUAUUUACAAGCAGUCACUGAGCAAAUAUCCCUGGGGGCUGAGGUGGUAGCGCGGGGCCAUUCAGCCGAGCUGAGCUCCGUGUCGGCUGCUGGUCGGUGGUUUAGUGAGAGCCAUUCUGUCAGUGCUACUCUCGGCAACAGAGGUCUAGAUCUGUGUUACGCAAGAGCCAUUAAGCCUUACCUAACAGUUGCUGCGAUGUUAGAAGUCGGAUUUGCAAUUCGACGUGCAGUAGCUACUUUGGCCUACGAAUGGCGAGCAGAAGAAUGGACAGUUCGAGGUUCUGCUGAUACCGACGGACUGGUCGGAGCCACAUUGCAGAGAGCGCUCGGAGGCAAGAAAGCUCAGCUUGCUUGCGCUAUUUCAGCACUCUUGAAUCAUCCUAAUGAUAAAUUUCGGCUCGGCUUUGGUGUUACGGCCGCAAUUGUUUGA